Messenger RNA from Aspergillus fischeri NRRL 181, 537 nucleotides. Its product is annotated as translation machinery-associated protein 16. Gene Ontology annotation, cellular component: nucleus. The record is from RefSeq and is a predicted model, not a curated record. Lineage: Eukaryota; Fungi; Ascomycota; Eurotiomycetes; Eurotiales; Aspergillaceae. The transcript is spliced from 3 exons. The coding region runs from base 1 to 537 and encodes 178 amino acids.
AUGCCGAAGUCAUUCACGAAAGUACACAAACAUAUUUCCAAGAAGCGCGGUGUGAUUGAUGCGCUCCAUGAGAACAGCAGAGAUGCGAAGAGAUUGCGCCGAGCGAACGCAAGGGACGAUCGAGUAGCCCGAGUCUCAGCAUUGAUGGCCCGUGGAAGACAGUCUUAUAUUGAUCGCGUCACGUACUUCCAAGAAACCGUUGCGGAAGAAUCCAAACCGUUCUCAGAAGAUGAUAUGAAGGAUUUGGUCGUGCGGUAUAUUAACCGUAGCGUCCCUGAGAUCGAACAACUACAGAGUGAGCGGAGGAAAGGCCGACCUCCAAGCAAGCGUGAAGAAGCCUUACUACAACGGACAGAGGUCGAGAACAAAGAGUUCAAGACUGGAUUUUGGAUGCCUGAUUUAAGUCAAGAAGAUGUGAUCAAAGGCCUCGCAUCGUGGAACGGAGACUGGUCCGGCCUCAGCAUGAUGAAAUUCAUCAGAAUUACCAAAGAUGGUGGAAAACAGCCGUCGGCUUUUCCACCCAAGGGACUUUCAUGA